AAACCUAGAUUAAUGCAAAGAUGGCGAAGUAGUCCCUUCCGCUCCGCGAAGAUCAAUCUAUCUUGUGUCAAUUGACUCAACAGAAGUCGUCGUUGGUUCAAUGCCUGGAUUCUCUCUCUUUGCCCACCAACCUCAGGCACGAUAACGCUGACCUUCCAAUCAGAAUUAGGGUUCAGAAAUCAGAAGUGGAUCGAUUCGCAGAGAAAGCUGAAACGAACGAAACCCUAGACGAUGGAAGGAGGACAGGCUGGCAGUGGUGGCAGCACCAGUGGAGGUCCGGCGCCGUUCCUUCUGAAAACCUACGACAUGGUCGAUGACUCUUCCACCGACGAAAUCGUCUCCUGGAGCUCCAAAAAGAAUAGCUUCGUCGUCUGGAAUCCGCCGGAGUUUGCUCGUCUCCUCCUCCCUACUUAUUUCAAGCACAACAACUUCUCCAGCUUCAUCAGGCAACUCAACACCUAUGGAUUUCGAAAGAUUGACCCAGAGAGAUGGGAGUUUGCCAAUGAUGAUUUUGCAAAGGAUCAGAAGCAUUUGCUUAAGAACAUCCACCGCAGGAAGCCUAUACAUAGCCAUAGUCAGCCUCAGGGCUCUUCAGGAGAUUCAGAAAGAGCAGCACUGGAGGAAGAAAUUGGUAGGCUCUCACAAGAGAAAGAUGCUCUUCACAAUACCCUCUGCACAUUUAAACAGCAGCAGUCAGUGACAAAGGUCCAAUUGGAAGAUUUAGAGCGCAGGGUACAUGAAAUGGGUCAGAGACAGCUGAGGAUGAUGAACUUCUUGGCCAAGGCAGUUCAGAACCCUACUUUUGUAGAGAAUCUUAUUCAAAUGGUUGGAUCAUGUAUGGAUAUUGAAGCAAUUACUAAGAAAAGACGAAUACCAAUUGCUGAUUACUCUCAUGAAAUUUUAGAUGACAGCCUUAUGGAUGACCAUAGCAGUAACUCAAAGUCUGAAUUUGGGCAUAUUUUUCACCAGGAUUUCUCCAAUAAGCUAAAACUUGAGCUCUCACCAGCUGUUUCAGAUAGUAAUUUGGUUUCCCAAAGUACACAAAGUUCCAAUGAAGAUGGGAGGAGUCCACAGAGGAAAACAUCUGAAUGUGACAUGAGGGAUGGACGCAUCAGAACAGAAGUUCUUUCAUUUUCACCGGAAAGAUUAGAGCUUUCUGAUACUGGAACAUCUUUUGCAUUGAAAAAGGAUGCUCCCAUGCUGGGGCAAGUGAGAGAAAAUGAAAGCUCAAGGUUUCAUUCCGUGCAGCAUGGUAUAACUUCUACUGAGGAAGGUGAUGGUCAUAUCUCGUGCCAUUUAAAUCUAACACUUGCAUCUUCUGCACUGCAAGAAAGUGGCAGCAAUUGUUCUGCUAGAGUUUCUCAGUUGGACCAGGAUGCUAAUGCUUCCAGUGCACUGAGGUCAAUUGUCAAUGGUAAAGAAACUGAUGCUAAAGUUGUCUCAAAGGACAGAGAUUAUUCUAAUGAUGAUGUGACUGCUUCUUCACAAGAGGCCCCAGUUAAUAGUCAAGGACCUGCAGUUCCCCAGGGUCGGGUCAAUGAUUUAUUCUGGGAACAGUUUUUGACUGAAAGGCCAGGCUCUUCUGACAAUGAAGAAGCAAGUUCUUGUUUCAGGGCAAACUCAUUUGAUGAUCAGGAAGAUAGAAAGCCAGGGUAUGCCAAGUCAUGGAGAAACAGAAAGGAUAUGGAGCAGCUCACUCUCUGAUAAUUCAUGUUGUGUAAAAGUUCAUUGACAAGAUUCAUAAAGGACCUCUCUUGGGAUUGUGCUACUAUGUGUAAGAUAUCACAUCUAGUUAUCUAUCCUGUAUCUACUAAUAUCUGAAAUAUUUUCCUGUUCAUUAUGUUAAAUUUGAUGUGAGGCCACCUGUCAUAUUGCACCAUAUAUAAAUGCAUUAGUUCUUGGCCAUUCUUUCAUAUCAAUAAGAUUUAUGUUUAUUUGAUCCCCAUCA
Molecule: messenger RNA, 1948 nt
Organism: Nelumbo nucifera (sacred lotus)
Lineage: Eukaryota; Viridiplantae; Streptophyta; Magnoliopsida; Proteales; Nelumbonaceae
Gene: AT-HSFA5
Product: winged-helix DNA-binding transcription factor family protein
Biological process (GO): regulation of transcription by RNA polymerase II; cellular response to heat
Cellular component (GO): nucleus
Molecular function (GO): RNA polymerase II cis-regulatory region sequence-specific DNA binding; DNA-binding transcription factor activity
Source: RefSeq, a predicted model, not a curated record